GAAAAAUGUUAUCGAAGGUGACAUCCGACGUGUCGAUAACGAACAAAGAAAAUCUGAUAAUGUUAGCGUACGUGGGCUUUCAAGCGACAAGCAAUUAAGAUGGGAAAAUGGCGUCGUACCGUACGUAAUAAGUGAUGAUUUUUGUAAGUAAAAUAUAAUUUUUGCCCUGUAUUGCUGUUCUUGACAUAUUGACAAUAUUGAGAGUUGAAAGUAUAUAAAAUUGAAAGUAUAUAUUAUGCAUUUACUUCUCCGCCUCUUGUUAUGGGGAUAGAGAAAAAAACAGCGAACGCAAAAUGUGUAAUAAUCAAACAACAGCCCUUCAUCACAAAGCUAUGAAUUUUUCAAAUUAUUGAAACGGUUUCUAAAAUAAACAGUGCACACCUCUUUGUUCUUACAUGCGCAGUUGGUUGGAUGAUUUAAAGUUUACGCGUCACACUUAGAGUGAAAUGAAUGGAAAAUAUCAUUCAUUAGCCCAUAUUUUAAGCGUGCAAUAGCAAACAAGGUAUAUUUUGUAUCGACAUUAUAGCGAUAAGCGAGUUCCUGUGGUUUUUUUGAACCUUUUUUUUGCAAGAUAUUUAGUCAAUACUUUCCGCAUAUAAUCCUUCUUUACAUCCUUCUUUCUUUACAAGUAUUUUCUUGUUUUCUACUAGUUCUAUCUUGUUCUCUACCAGCGCGAUCUUCCUUUUUCUCUGCUAGUGUCUCCAUGUUCUCUACCAGUGCCCUGUUGCAACAUUGUCCUUCAAAUUUAAGAUUUUUAUUUAAAUCUCCAGAGAGAUUGAAGCUAAUAGUAAGUUUGUUUGUUUUGCUUCUGCAUUGUACCUGCAUAAAACAGUAUCAGUAAUAAUUGUUUCUAGACAAUAAUGAACCAAUGAUGAUAGACACUGUAUAUGGUUAUGUUUAUGGAAUUUCGUGCAUUGUACUUCUGUGUGUGUACAUAUUGUUCUUUAGGUUUCAACACUGCAUACUAUACAUCUAUAUUGUAAUACCCUUAUUGUAAUACGUUUGUCUGUCUGUCUGUCAAGCAAAAUGGUAGCUUAGCUACAUAAGUAGGGAGACGCACGCAAUGCGGUAUAAAUAGGACGGGCAAACCCGUAAAUUUUUCCACGGGCUAACGACUAGUAUGAUAUAGCUAGCGCAAAUACUUGAUUUGAUACUUUUUAGUUUCGUUAUAUAUUUCGUAGUAUAUGAAGCUGGAUGUUCAUUGACUGUCAGCAGGGACACUUCUUAUCAAUAGUCGUCUGUCUCUGCCCAUAAUGACUGCAUCGCAACUUUAUUUCGGAUCCCUAAAUGAGUCAUAAUUUUUUUUUACUGCCCUUGAAUAAAUCGAGAGCAUUUUUCCUUUGACAAAAGCUCUGCUGAAAAAAAAAUGUUAGUCACCAUUUUGCUUCACAAACCUUUUUCUUUCCUUAUCACAAAAUUUUAAGCACAGAAAAAUCAACACAUCCGGUGUAAUGGGGAAUAAGGAAGCAGGGAAUUAAGACUUCAGAGUCAUAAUUCCUUAGUGAAUUAGGAUUUGCAGUCAUAUUUUCCUAGUGUUUUAAGACUUAGGCAGUUAUAAUUCCCUAGUAAUUUAGGAAUUCAUCGGUGAAUUAAAACUCCAACGUAAUGGUUUAUCAAAACCAUAACCAGCUAAUAAUUUGAACCAAUAUAGUAGAAAACUUAGUCCGAAUAAAUUCAUCUGCAUUCGAUAUUGAAAGCAACGAGAUGAAACUUUUUUUUAUAAAAAGCUAUAUUUCAUACAACAACGUGUACAUCUUUCAGGCAACUAAAAAUCUAUUAACAAGGCUUGCUUAAAAAGACGAUAAAAUGGUCAAUUAGUGACGAAAUAAAAUUAAGAAAAUAAGAAAAAUUCCCUAGACGCUUUUAGUUCGUUCUUAAGAAGAGGCCUAUGCUUUUUAAUAUGCAGUGCUUCUUUCAGUUAUAAGAUGUAACAAUUAACGGAUGUGUCAAUAACUGAUGUAUUGUUUUCAACAGAUGUAACAUUAUAGUUCCUUUGUUUGUCCUUAUCAAUUUCAGGUAAAUAAAAAUGCAUCAUUUUGUGAAUCAAUUUGCCUCCGCAAUGCUUUUUUGCAAUAUUUUUUUUAAAUAUUCCCAAUGCAUUUUUUUUCUAGCGGAAGAUCAAAAAGAAAAUGUUAUCAGGAAAGCUAUGCGUGGGAUAGAAGCUGUCAGCUGUAUUCAGUUUCGAGAAUAUUCUUCGCCACCAACUAGUCUUCCUUACCUUAACAUUUUAAGUAGUGAUGGCUGUUGGUCUUAUAUCGGAAAGAAUAGCGGUCCUGGAGUGGGUCAAGAGCUGUCACUAACAAUCUUUUCGUGCACGCUUCCUUCCAUUGCAACUCAUGAAUUUUUGCAUGCUUUGGGGAUGUUUCACGAACAAUCACGAAUUGAUAGAGAUCAGUACGUAAAUAUACAUACAGAAAACAUUAUUAAAGGAAAGGAGCAACAAUUUUCUUCUCAUAAUACAAACAGCCUAAAUUCACCGUACGAUCCAGAUAGCAUAAUGCAUUAUCCAAGGUGCGACUUAUUUUUCCUUUUAACUCUUUUUUUUUUGUUUCUUCUUUUUGUCCCUUUAUUUCAUCGUAUACCAACUGUGCCUAAGUCAUCAAGUUUUGUGUUUAGAAACGCUUUCUCAAAAAAUGAAAAACCUACAAUUACUUGGAAAAUUGAUCCAUCGCGAAAACUUGGAGGAAACGUUUUAACUGCCAGCGACAUAUAUCAAUUGAAUGCGUUUUACGAAUGCCCUUCCAUGCCAAAAACAACACCAUCAACAACGACAAUAGCAACCACACCAUCAACAACCACAACAACAACGACAACCACAACGAAAAAGCCGACUACAACGGCGAAAAAAACUAUGACUACAACAAGAAGGCCAACUACAACAAAGUCGCGGAAAGCAACAACAACUGCUUCUAGCUCAACAACAAUAGCAACCAAUCCGAAGACGCAAGUUCCACCUGGGAGAGUGGAAUGCUCCUUUCGUAACCAGAAAAAGAUUUCAUCGAUAUGCUAGUUGGUGUCAGUAAUCUUUCUUUAUAAAGUAUGACAUGUAAAGGAAUACAAAAUUUAAGGAAGAAAUGAAGUUGUGGUGUUUUUUCAGUCUCCUUCACAUAAGAAAAUACUAUGGACAUUUGGUUUGCAGCUUUUUCAUUUCUUAGUCAAAGUAAAUAAACCAGGGUUUUUCGCUACUUUAUUUUAACGUCGUAGAGAACAUUAGAAUGUAGCAGACCUUUACCAAGCCUUUCAUGCGCAUCCAAUGUAUCUUAUGGAAACAUGUUGUUUAUCCACAGAGAAAGGAAAGUAUUGAGUCGAAGAUGAUCGCAAAUUGUGCUCAUGUAGCUAGUUGUUCUAUCUAGAUAAUCUUUGUGAUAUUUUAUUUAAAGUAUCUGAUACAAUGUCGAAGAAAGUAGUUUCGGAAAAUCGGGUUUUAAUUUUUUAAACUGCCCUACCAGAAUUAAUUUCCGCG
This is a messenger RNA of Hydractinia symbiolongicarpus, 3463 nucleotides long. Its product is annotated as zinc metalloproteinase nas-14-like. The coding region runs from base 2027 to 3010 and encodes 327 amino acids. The record is from RefSeq and is a predicted model, not a curated record. NCBI's taxonomy places the organism in Eukaryota, Metazoa, Cnidaria, Hydrozoa, Anthoathecata, Hydractiniidae. Gene Ontology annotation, molecular function: metalloendopeptidase activity; zinc ion binding. The transcript has 3 exons. Gene Ontology annotation, biological process: proteolysis.